AUGGGUUCUUGCAUUAGCAAAUGCAAAUCCAAGAAAAAUUCUAAGAAAAAACAAUCACAACAACAUCAAGAAGAAUGCAAAUGUCAAUGCAUUGAGAAAAAUAACAACAAUAACACUUGUACUAAUAUUACUCCUUUAGUACAAGAUAAACUUGUGAUCUCACAAGCAACAAUUUCCCCUUCUUCUCCUCCUAAAACCUCUUCAUCUUCGGCUAAGUCAUCUUGUGCCAACUCCUACUAUCCUGCCACUACUACUACGAGCUCGUGCUCAAGCACGAGCACGAGCUCGUGUUCUAUGCUCUCCUCGGCUUCCUCCAUUACCUCAGCCUCCUCGUCGGUCAUAAGCUCAAAGCUAGACCAAUCUUUUAGUAAUGACUUUCUUUGGUCAUGUGUUAAGGAAAAUCCUCAAAUUCUUAAUGGUGAUUAUCAUCCAAUCAAGGUUGUAAAUCCAAGAAGAAACUCUCUACCUAACAAAAAGCCCAAUAGGCCCAAGGAGUUUCAUGGGGCGACGCCAAGCCCACAAAGGGUAGUAGUAAGACCGGCCCCACAAAAGAGGCCUCGUUGUAACUCACCAAGUAACUUGACCCGGCAAAAGAGUUUUCGCCGCGAGCCCGAGGUUGAGCUCAAUCGGCCCGUUUUGAGAAGUGCUAGGGACUUGAGGCCCAUAUCACCUUCACCAAGUAGAAGGUUCAAUGGAGAAGGAAAUAGUCAAGGGAAAAAUUUGACAUCAUCUAUGAGAAGGGAACAUUGUUAUGUUAGGCCUCCUAGUCCAAUAAGUAAAGGGUAUAAUGGUAAAACGAGGCGAAACGGCCAGUCCAAUAUGACCAACAAUUUGUUGGUAAAGAAAGAAAAUGAAGAUAUGAUUAAUGGUGUUAAUACAAAAAUUAAGGAAAGUGAAGAAAUGAUUAAUAGUGUUAAUACAAAAAUUAAGGAAAUGGCGAUGGGAGGAUUAGUUUCUAGUCAAGAUAUGGAUUUGACGCCUAUUGAAGAUGUUGAAAAUCCGCAUAUUGCUUUGGAUUGCUUUAUAUUUCUGUAA
This is a messenger RNA of Chenopodium quinoa (quinoa), 1035 nucleotides long. RefSeq names its product putative protein TPRXL. Lineage: Eukaryota; Viridiplantae; Streptophyta; Magnoliopsida; Caryophyllales; Amaranthaceae. The coding region runs from base 1 to 1035 and encodes 344 amino acids. The transcript has a single exon. The record is from RefSeq and is a predicted model, not a curated record.